CAUACAACUAGUCAACGCAUAAAGUGGGAUCCAGUCCUAAUAAGCACAUAUGAUGUGGGGUAGAUGGGGACCCUAUACAGAGAUGUCUAGCAAUGGGGCAGGGGAAUGAAAGUCAGGGCUUUUCGCACAAGAGGGGAAACCUCGGGAGGGUGGUCAUGGGCUAUUGCGAACAGGCAAGGCUCGAUCCGGUAGUCAUCAUCUGCAGCAGGGAUAUCGGGGGUGAUACCUGACCGACAGAUGUGGGAUGCCGUAUGGGGACUGGAUUCAAUGGAAAAUCUGGGUUGGGAAAGAUUGGGAAUUAUGGUCGGGCUACUAUCUUUGUGAGACAGGGGCAGAGGCACCUUACUAGAACAUUCAGGGAUGUCAGAAGGGAUGGAUGUGGGACCUCUCAGCUGAGGAAUGGCAAAUGGAGUAGGGGCUAGUAACAUGGGUAUACCGUCAUCAGUUAGGGGCCCUGCAGGGUCGGGGAAACUGCAGGCUGUCAGUUGAGGAUGGUCGGUAGGGCUGGCUGUCAUGUGAAGGUCAGUGUCAAAGGAUUCAUGGGCUCUCGAAGCAGGCGGAUCGUCAUCAUGGGCACCACGGGUUACUGUCUCUGAGGAACCAUGAUCAUGGGCACCACGGGCUACUGUCACUGAGGAACCAUGAUCGUGGGCACCAUGGGCUAUUGACGGAGGGUCGUGGCCAUCGGCACAACAGGCUACCUUCAUUGGAGCGGAAACCAAGUUGACAUGAUUCGACAUCUAGCUGAGCCAUAGACUGUAUCGCCGGUUGCUGUCAUUGGGAUGACUUCUGCAGAAUCUGGUGGGUCGCGACGAGCGUGGACAUUUGUCAUCUCGAUGGUGUGAACAGUGGCCGGAGUAAGAUAACUUACGCUAUCAGUGAGCGGUUGGUCAUGUGACUGAAAGUAUUGUGAAAGGAUUGUGACGUGUCAUGUAUGUGAUGUGUAAUGUGUGAAUGACCAGGUGGGUGUGGAGAUGUUGAGAUGUUAUUAGACUCGAACUCAACCACAAAAUCAUCACCGAGCGAAACGAACGAGCACUGUUUGUUGAGUGGAUCCGAAUCGGUUAAGUUUGACUAAUCAGCUACCAGAUCAUGCAAGCACGGUGAAACAAUUGAAUCGGGCAAGCAUGACUUAUCAUCCAACGAAUCGGGCGAGCGCAGUGAAACGUUGGAAUCGGACUUGCGCAGCGAAACCUCGAUAGAAUCGGGCUUGCACAACGAGCUGGCCGAAACGGGCAAGAGCAAAUCCUCAAGCUCAGGCAACUGCACUUCUUCGACGGUCAAACCAGAACCUGACAGAAGAGACUGAGCCAUCGAUAAAGGCAAACGAAACUUGUCGGAUGUACCAGGCACAAUAUCGGAUGUAGGCUUAUGCUCAACAACAUCAUGCACCAGGGGAGUAAUGUCAGCAACUUCACUGAGAUUCCUUUUCUGUCGGUUUUGACUACCCCCACUUGACACAAGUGGCGGAACAUUCAGACUCGGAGGACUGGACAUUCGUAGACACAACACUCAGAUUUGGCUAACUCUCAUCGAUCGGAGUAGCCACCAAGAUCUUACUCACUAUUCCCUGAGACUAUAGCAAUGGGCGCUGGCCUAGACACCACAUGCAUGGGAUCGACAUCACCACCAAUCUCAUCACGAGUAGAAUGAUCUAGAUCUACACGAGUAUCCUCCCACACCAAAGAUUUUUCAAUCAUGACACCGCUUGAGUUACUGGGAUAAUGAUAGAUGAAAAAAGAAUCAUCACUGAAUGUGAUCAGAUGCAUAGCUGGUCUAACAGAGAUGUAAUUUGCCUCCAUAAAUGGGGCACCAGCAAUAAUUCCAGCAUUUGUCAUGUCAUCCCAAACAACCAAACCAUCAAAUUGUAAUUCUAGGUCAUUACGGAAGAGUGAGAAAUAAGUCAGGCCAAUUUUACUUUAUUUUUACAUAUUUAGGUAUUAUUUCAAUAUAAUCAUCUUCUAUCAUCAUCUCAUCAAUCACUAUCUCCAAUCCCAAUGUCGCCAUCGAUUCGCUUAUUAAAUUCACCUCACACGCACUGCACUCCUUAUCUCUAGGCCUACGUCUAUUUCUUUCUCUUCAUAGUUAUAGUCAUAACCACCAAAAGCAUGGAAAUAUGGGGAUGUAACUGUGUUCCAAGGAUUGGAGCACUGCUCCAUUUUACUGUUAACCGCCACGCUCUCUCGCGAGGCGGUGUCCUUGGCCGCGGACACGCAAAUAUGAUGUAUAUUUCGAGCAACUUUUCAUACCGUACAUGAAUAUACGUUGAAGGGACUACACACACUCAAAAUGCAAAAGAACUCACACCUAUCACUGUAAGGCUAUAUAACGGAGCGCCUGGUCCCUUGUAUAGAGUAAGAAUUAUCGGACUGUUGAUAGGAACACCUAAGGGCCUUAGGUGAUCUAGCUGCCACCACGCCAGUCUUAUUUAUUUAAAAAAUAAUUUACCAGACGGAGUUAUAUAUAUGAGUGGGAGUGUGUGGUUUAUUUACUACACAGCCGAGAGGCCGGAUAAACGGAUAUUCGCGCGCUGUUCAUGUAGCGACAGUGCACAUCAACAUUCACAAUCAACACAUUGGCGUUUGGUCAAUCAUUAAAUUUGACAAUCGUUAUUUUUGUUCUUUUCUUUCAUACUAAGCAUUUGUGUCUGCACAGCACUCCUAAAUCUGAUAUAUACAAGAAUCAUUAUAUCAGAUAGACUUUCGUUUCAAACAACCGAAAACGAAGAAAAUUAAAAAAAAAUUGUAAAAAAAAUAAUUUGUGCACAUUAAAAAUCAUCAAAAUACUCCUCUUCAAAAGAGUAUUCAAAACGAACAAAACGGGAAUUCGAUUUUUCCUUACAUUUAUUUUUUUCUGUCUACAUAUAGGCAUAUAGAACUCUCCUCAUUCCAAUUCUCAAUGAUUGUGAAUUCAGUAUCUCCCGGUUGCUUUAAAAACAGUUCAUACUUAGGCCCUAAUAUGUUGACUUAGUGCAAAUUAUCAGGACACUUUAGGUCCGAGUAUUUAUCAGGGAACAAAUAGAAAGCAAAAAAAUUUGUUCAUAUAAGCCACUGACCUUAGUUUGAGUAGUCAACAUCAUCGCAUCAAGCAUGGAACAACUUUUCUGUUGGGCGAUCAUGAUCACCAUGGUGUCAUUGGCGUAUGCUGCUGACACCGUCAAUGAUGACGAGCAACCCAUUGUGCGCACGUCGACGGCUACCUUUCAUGGCAAGGAAAUCAGUGUCCAGCCCUAUCUCCUACCCGAUUUCCACGGGAGAGCAGUGGCGUACACGAGUAUCCCUUAUGCUGAACCUCCACUGGGCGACUUACGGUUUCGACGUCCAUUUCCUAAGGUCAUCGAAGGUAACUUCGACGCAACGAGAAAGUCUGUGGCAUGUCUCCAGCCUAUUCAGCCACAUUUUAAGAUUAACAUGGAUAUGUCAGAAGAUUGCCUUACUCUAGACGUGUUUGUUCCUGAGCCACAGCCGUUGUCUGCUGCUGUUAUGGUGUGGAUACAUGGAGGGGGCUAUAUGGUUGGAGCAGGUUCCGUCCCAGAAGCAUUACCCGUUCCAUUGACCGUCAUGAAUGACGUCAUAGUGGUUACAAUCAACUAUCGUCUCAAUAUAUUUGGCUUCAUCACUCUUGGAGAAGAAGACGUGAGUGAUGCUAAUGUUGGAUUGUUGGAUCAGCAUCAGGCCUUGAUCUGGAUUCAAGAAAAUAUUGCAGCAUUUGGUGGAGAUCCGACGAGAGUGACAAUCUUCGGAGAAAGCGCUGGUGGGAUGAGUGCAGGUUUUCACGUCCUAUCACCAAUGAGCAAAGGUCUCUUUUCAAGAGCUAUCUUUCAGAGCGGAACCGUGACGUCACAAUGGUCUUAUGGAACGCUGACUGAAGGCGAAGAAACUGCAUUUGUAUAUGGCCGUGCCCUGAAUUGUAGUCAGGAUACUCACCGGGAACUUGUUAAUUGUCUACGUGAGAUACCAUCUGAGGAUAUAUUGUCAUAUCAGUCUUCGGAUCCACCUGAGGCAUAUACCCACGCCAUUCGUCCUUUUAUUGAUGGAACGUUCAUACCACGUGACCCAAGAGAGAUGUACGCUGCAGGAGAGGUGAACCAAGUCACCGUCAUGACUGGAUGUCUAUCAGAAGAAGGAAACAUGUUUCUUAUAUCUCCUGAUAUGGAACUAGAAGGAUCUGAACGACCUGUCCUCAAUAAGACUACAUAUGAUAUUCUCCUCACUAUCUUUAUCAGGAACGUAGAUGAUCUGGUCAAAGACACAGCUUCUCUGGUCUAUAUGACUCCUCAAGAGAUUAUGGAAUCUAGACCGGAAUACACGGACAUUUUUGUCGACUUCAUGGGCGAUUUCUUCUUUCUUUGUCCGAGUUUUGAGACAGCUGAACACCUCUCUGCAGCUGGUCUUACGACUUACAAGUACAUAAUGUCACACCGUCCUUCUAUCUCAAUAUGGGGGAAGGGUAUUGGCUGGCUAGGAGCAACUCAUGGUGAAGACAUCCCAUAUACAUUAGGGACCCCUUUCAUGGUAGACGCCCUCACUUUCAACCAGAGUUUUGUUCUUUCUGGUUUCUUUAACGAAGAGGAAGUGGAAUUUGCCUCGCAGGUUAUGAGGUACUGGUCCAACUUCGCAAAGACAGGAAGUCCGAACCUUCCCUCAGAUGAAGAAGAUGGUGAACCAGAAACUAAAUACCCCUUAUGGGAAACAUAUUCUAAGAACACUAAAUCAUACAAAGAUCUUAAUCUGAGCCUUGAGAAUCGUAAAGGAUAUCCCAAUCAUCAACGAUGUAUGUUCCAGAAUGAUCUUCUGCCGAAGCUACAAGCAAAUGCUGGUGAAAUGGCCCGACUGAAAUCCAUCUUAGCAGAAAGGGUGGCCGCUGACACUGAGAAGACAUGUGAAAAUCACGAUUCAUGCCCCCACGAGUAGACAUGGUAGAGAUUGGAGUAUAGUAGAGAAAAGAAGAAUCUCCUUUCUUUUUCUACGUUUUCUUUAUGUAGACUGCCAGAUAAUACUUUUAAUAACUCCAGGUUGAAAAUGAUAUGAUUUUGCCAGACAAAGCAAACUUAGACAAACAAAACACUGAAAAUUUGAUCAAAAACGGACAAGAAAUAACGAGGUUAUUUGCAUUAUUUUGGUAAAACAGUAUGCAUGUCUUCAUGAAUAUUCAAAAAGCAAAUUGAUGAUGUCAUAUCCCCAUUUGUUCUUUUGCAUUUUAUUAUAUGAAAUCGUAUUAGUCAGUGGCGUAUAGAUGGGGGAACGCUUGCCACCAAAUUUUGCAUGACC
This is a messenger RNA of Lytechinus pictus (painted urchin), 5270 nucleotides long. RefSeq names its product cholinesterase 1-like. Bases 3090 to 4913 code for a protein of 607 amino acids. Gene Ontology annotation, cellular component: plasma membrane. Gene Ontology annotation, molecular function: acetylcholinesterase activity. The transcript is spliced from 9 exons. Gene Ontology annotation, biological process: acetylcholine catabolic process; choline metabolic process. The record is from RefSeq and is a predicted model, not a curated record. NCBI's taxonomy places the organism in Eukaryota, Metazoa, Echinodermata, Echinoidea, Temnopleuroida, Toxopneustidae.